This is a messenger RNA of Triticum turgidum subsp. durum (durum wheat), 1899 nucleotides long. NCBI's taxonomy places the organism in Eukaryota, Viridiplantae, Streptophyta, Magnoliopsida, Poales, Poaceae. The record is from the annotation of a GenBank genome assembly.
AUGGAUCGAGAUGUGCUUAACUCAUGUGACAUGUCACAGGACUGGACUAGCGAUAACGAUGAUAGUGAUAAGUUUGAGUGGGAAAGUGAUGGUGAGGCUGAACCCUCAUCAGCUCCGGCCUUCAGGAACUUGGAUGCCGCUGGUCCUUCCACGCUGGAUUCUAAUGGGUGGGCCAACGAGGAAGCUCCACCCACUUCGUUAGUCGAGGGAUAUGUGUUAAUGGGUUUCCCGAAAGAGAUGGUCUUGAAGGGAAUUAAGGAGAUUGGUAAUACCGAAAUUAAUCAAUUUCAUUUCAUUGUCUUUUUGUGCCUUUGCCCUCCUGUUUUAACCAGGCUUUUGCUUUCAGGGCACAGUGAUGCAAAUGCGUUGCUGGAACUACUUCUCACGUAUAAGACACUGGGUGAUGACGCUGCAGUGGGUAAUUGCUCUACUUCUGGCUGCUUCCCCCAGAGUGUUGAAGAUGAUGAUGAUUUUGAUUUUGAAAACUGGGAUGGAGACGAUGAUGCUGAUGGGAGAGAGCCCAACCCUGAUAGUUCUGGUGAUGAGGAUUUCCUAAGAGAGAUGUCAGAGAAGGACAACAAGAUCAAGUCCUUAGUAGACAUGGGCUUUCGUGAAGAUGAAGCAAAUAUGGCUAUUACCAGAUGUGGUAUGGAUGCCGCUCUCUCUGUAUUAGUUGAUUCAGUCUAUGCAUCACAGGCUGCAGGAGAUUGUCAUUAUGGGAACUUGUCUGACUAUGAGGUUACUGGUAGCUGGGGAGGGAGAAAGAGAGCAAGAUUGAUGGAAGAGAGCAAGAAAAAGCGGAAGCGGUAUGGAGGUGCAGCACAGCGACGGCCCUUGGAUGGUAGCCAUGAAGAACCAAUGCCUCUCCCAAAUCCAAUGGUUGGAUUUAACCUGCCUAAUGAUAGGCUACGAUCAGUGACCAGACGGCUUCCUCAACAAGCUAUUGGGCCACCUUUCUUCUACUAUGAAAAUGUGGCACUAGCUCCAAAAGGUGUAUGGGCGACAAUUUCAAGAUUCCUGUAUGACAUUGAGCCAGAGUUUGUGGAUUCUAAGCACUUGUGUGCAGCUGCUAGAAAAAGAGGCUACAUCCAUAAUUUGCCAAUUGAGAACAGAUUUCCUCUCCUGCCUCUACCUCCAAAGACUAUAUUUGAGGCUUUUCCUCAUUAUAAGAAGUGGUGGCCUUCUUGGGACCCGAGAAGGCAACUCAAUUGUUUGCAGACAAGCAUGUCAAGUGCAAAAUUGACAGAAAGAAUCCAAUGUGCUCUUGCAAGCUCAGGCAAUCCACCACCUAAAAGUGUUCAAAAGUAUGUCAUGGAUGAGUGCAGAAAAUGGAAUCUUGUCUGGGUUGGGAAGAACAAAGUUGCUCAUUUGGAGCCGGAUGAGGUAGAAUACCUGCUUGGUUUUCCAAGGGACCACACAAGGGGAGUUGGCAAAACAGAGAGGUUCAAAUCUCUUGGGAAUUCGUUCCAAGUAGAUACCGUUGCUUACCACCUGUCAGUGCUGAAGGACAUGUAUCCCAAUGGUGUUAAUGUGCUAUCUUUAUUCACUGGUAUCGGAGGAGGAGAGGUAGCACUUCACAGGCUUGGGAUCCACAUGAGGGCAGUAGUGUCUGUUGAGAUAGGCGAAGUUAAUAGGAGGAUUUUGAGGGGUUGGUGGGAUCAGACUCAAACUGGCACAUUAAUUGAGAUUGCUGACGUGAAAUCUCUUACUGAUGAUAGAAUUGCAACGUUUGUUAGAAGAUUUGGCGGCUUUGACUUGGUGAUUGGGGGUAGCCCAUGUAACAACCUUGCCGGCAGCAACAGGCACCACCGUGAUGGCUUGGAGGGCGAGCAAUCUGCUUUGUUCUACCACUACUUCAGAAUCGUGGAUGCUGUAAAGUCGGCUAUGGGGCGGAUGUAG